CCAAGUGGUGUGAGAAUUAUUCAGCGGCCAAAUCCCAUUUCCCAGAGGCAGAACCAGGAGAAGUGUGCCUGGGCUGAGCCCAAGCUCCUGCUUCCUGACCUCUGGUCUGUCUCAAGCAUUGGGAAAGGGUGGAGGGUUAGGAGCAGUGCUGAGCUCUUCUCUCAGUGAGAGGGCUGAAGGAUGCAGGUGCUGCGUGAUUGUGCUCAGCAUUCAAACCAGCAACGCAUGCUGGAGCUGGGGCCGCACAGGACGCCUCGCCCGCCCCACACGUGCCUGCGCCGCCCUCUCCCUUGUGCCAGCGCUUCACUGACGGCAUCACCAAUAAGCUGGUGGCCUGCUACGUGGAGGAGGACAUGCGGGACUGUGUGCUGGUCCGAGUCUACGGGGAGCGGACGGAGCUGCUGGUGGACCGUGAGAGUGAGGUCCGGAACUUCCAGCUGCUGCGGGCUCACGGCUGUGCCCCGAAACUCUACUGCACCUUCCAGAACGGUCUGUGCUAUGAGUACAUGAGGGGCGUGGCCCUGGGGCCAGAGCACAUCCGUGAGCCCCGGCUCUUCAGGCUGAUCGCCUUAGAAAUGGCCAAGAUUCACACCAUCCAUGCCAACGGCAGCCUGCCUAAGCCCACCCUCUGGCACAAGAUGCACAAUUACUUCACCCUCGUGAAGAACGAGAUUAACCCCAGCCUGUCCGCGGACGUCCCUGAGGUCGGCGUGCUGGAGCAGGAGCUGGCCUGGCUGAAGGAGCACCUGCCUCCGCUGGACUCCCCGGUGGUGUUUUGUCAUAACGACCUGCUCUGCAAAAACAUCAUCUAUGACAGCAGCAAAGGUCAUGUGCGGUUCAUCGACUAUGAAUAUGCUGGCUACAACUACCAAGCUUUUGACAUUGGCAACCAUUUCAAUGAGUUUGCAGGUGUGAACGAGGUCGAUUACUCGAGGUACCCAGCGCGGGAGACCCAGCUGCAGUGGCUGCGCUGCUACCUGCAGGCCCAGAAGGGGACGGCUGUGACCCCCAGGGAGGUGGAGAGGCUCUACGUGCAAGUCAACAAGUUUGCUCUGGCGUCUCACUUCCUCUGGGCACUCUGGGCCCUCAUCCAGAACCAGUUCUCCACCAUCGACUUUGAUUUCCUCAGGUAUGCAGUGAUCCGAUUCAACCAGUAUUUCAAGGUGAAGCCUCAGGUGUCGGCCCUGGAGAUGCCAAAGUGACCGCCCUUCCCAGCCCUCCCCCGUCUGCCUGGCCAGACCUGCUUGUUCUCCAGGGCCCGGCUCAGAUCUGGGGUCUGCACCUUGGGCAAGGUGGUCAAGGGGCCAGGGGGGGUGUCCCUGAAGAGUGCUCUGCCCCUGUUCCCAGCCCUGAGAGAUGCUUCUGGUGACCGUUUUUGUUUGGAGGGCUGAUAGAACCCAGCUCUUGGGGGUCCUCUCCACCUUGCCAGACUUGGUGACGGGGAGUGUCUGAAGCCAGGUGUGACUGGGACCGCAGCCGCCCUGGGAAGCCCAGCCUUCCCAUCCCGGCCAUCCUGAGUCUGGGCUCAUACCUCAACCACCCUGGGAGGCCCACCCUUCCCAUCCCAUCCAUCCUGAGUCUGGGCUGGGACUCAACCACCCUAGGAGGCCCAGCCUUCCCAUCCUGGCCAUCCUGAGUCUGGGCUGGGACUCAACCACCCUGGGAGGCCCACCCUUCCCAUCCCGGCCAUCCUGAGUCUGGGCUCAGACCUCAACCACCCUGGGAGGCCCACCCUUCCCAUCCCAGCCAUCCUGAGUCUGGGCUGGGACUCAACCACCCUAGGAGGCCCAGCCUUCCCAUCCUGGCCAUCCUGGCCAUCCUGAGUCUGGGCUGGGACUCAACCACUCUGGGAGGCCCACCCUUCCCAUCCCGGCCAUCCUGAGUCUGGGCUCAGACCUCAACCAACCUGGGAGGCCCAGCUUUCCCACUCCCUGCCAUCCUGAGUCUGGGCUGGGACUCAACCACCCUGGGAGGCCCAGCCUUCCCACCCUGGCCGUCCUGAGUCUGAGCUCAGACCUCAACCACCCUGGCAAGCCCAGCAUUCCCAUUAGGGCCAUCCUGGAGCCUGGGCUGCCUUCGUGUCUUUGACCUUCCUGGAGUGGGGGGGGGGGGCUCCUUUCUACCUCCAGGGCCCUGAGCCUCCAGCCUGUCUACCCCUGAGUGCCCCAGGUGGGAGGUGCUAGGUCCAGACGAGUAUCCUGCCAACUCUGACCAAUGGAUGUAUAGAUGCUGGGAGAGGCGUCUAGAGUCAGGUUUGAUGGCUCCCCCAGCUGCCGCCUCCUCUGAGAUCCCUCCGUUUCUCCAAAGCAGAUCCAGCCAGAUAAGCCCUUCCCAUCCCUCAGUGCCCCUUCUGCCCCGGGCCUGUGCUCAGUCCCUCUGCCACCUGCCAGGAGGGAAGGGAGGGCAUGGGCCCGAAGCCUGGCUCGGCUUCAGGCUGCCUGGCUGAAGGGGCUGCAGCCCAAAGCAGACGGCUGCACGGCGGCCAGCAUCCUCUCCCCUCCCUCCUUGCCCUCCGGGCCCUCACUUCCCAGGAAGUCUCUCCACAUCCCAGGAACAGUCUUCUGUCCUGAAGUUGACCCACGGUCUUCCCCCUGGGGAGUGACUAGUGGGAGUCGAAGGGCAGGGGCCACUGACGGCCAGGGCUCGCCCAGAGUGCAGGGGCCUGGGUGGGAUUGGUGGUGAUGGUGCUUCCCUGACUCUCAAUGGCCUCCACCUCCUUCCUGCCCACACCGCCUUUUGGGUCCUCCUGGCUCUGGCCUAUAAAAUGACUCAUUUGUAAAUGAUCAUCAUUUUCUGCAUUAAAAUGGUCAUGUAUAGACCACCCCUGA
Molecule: messenger RNA, 2828 nt
Organism: Odocoileus virginianus texanus
Lineage: Eukaryota; Metazoa; Chordata; Mammalia; Artiodactyla; Cervidae
Source: RefSeq, a predicted model, not a curated record